UCUUGAGCUACAGAUCUCUCUUCACAUUCUCAUAUUCUUCAUUUCUACUUAGUUCUCUCUUUCACCUUUCUUCAAUGCCAAUCAUGGCUUCUCGUAAGAUCCUAUCUUCUCUUCUAAGAACCAAUAUCCGUUCAUCUGCCUUCAAAUGUCCAAUUCAAACCCGAUCUAACAAUGCAUCUCCAAUCGGAUAUCUCUUGAACCGGGUGGCCAAUUACGCCGCCUCUGCCGCAGCCGCUGCCCCGAAGUCCCCUUCGAAGGUGCAGGCGUCUGGUAAGGUUACUGAUGAGAUAACGGCGGCGGGUUCGAUCGGCAAGGUAUGUCAGGUGAUUGGAGCUGUUGUCGAUGUCAGAUUCGAACAAGGUGGAUUGCCGCCGAUCAUGUCGGCGUUGGAGGUGAUGGAUAAUUCUGUUAGAGUGGUUCUUGAAGUUGCGGCUCAUUUGGGAGAGAAUACUGUUAGGACAAUCGCCAUGGAAGCUACUGAAGGAAUGGUUCGUGGACAGAAGGUUCUUAACACCGGCGCACCCAUUACGGUGCCUGUUGGAAGGGGUACGCUUGGGCGUAUUAUGAAUGUGAUUGGAGAGGCUGUUGAUGGAAGUGGUGAUAUAAAAACGGAUCAUUAUCUUCCUAUUCAUAGAGAACCUCCUCUUUUCGUGGAUCAAUCGACGGAACAAGAGGUUCUCGUAACAGGAAUUAAGGUGGUGGAUCUUCUUGCUCCUUAUCAAAAAGGUGGUAAGAUUGGACUGUUUGGAGGAGCCGGUGUUGGGAAGACAGUGCUGAUCAUGGAACUUAUCAACAAUGUUGCCAAAGCUCAUGGUUUAGUUUACUAA
Molecule: messenger RNA, 827 nt
Organism: Impatiens glandulifera
Lineage: Eukaryota; Viridiplantae; Streptophyta; Magnoliopsida; Ericales; Balsaminaceae
Product: ATP synthase subunit beta, mitochondrial-like
Exons: 3
Coding region: 75-827 (250 amino acids)
Biological process (GO): proton motive force-driven mitochondrial ATP synthesis; proton transmembrane transport
Molecular function (GO): ATP binding; ATP hydrolysis activity
Source: RefSeq, a predicted model, not a curated record